AUGGAUUCAUCUUAUUUAUAUAAAAAUGAUAUUUACACUCCACACCCAAUAAGAUCUUCUUAUACAAACUUUUUGCUCAAUCCUCCUGAUGCGAAAUUAAAUUUAAAUUUACAAAAAAAUAAUUUAACUGAAACGUCAACAUCAACAUCAACAUCAACAUCAAAACGUAAAAGAUCAUGGUCAAGAGCUGUUUUUUCUAAUUUACAAAGAAAAGGUUUGGAAAAAAGAUUUCAAUUGCAAAAAUACAUAACCAAACCUGAUAGGAGACAAUUAGCAGCAACACUUGGAUUGACUGAUGCUCAGGUAAAAGUAUGGUUUCAAAAUCGUCGAAUGAAAUGGAGGCAUAAAAAGGAAUCAUCUUCUAAUAGCAAGCAAAAUAACGUUGCAAAAAAUGACUCAGGUAAAACUAUGAUGAAAAAUGAAUCUGGAGAUAAUCAAAAUACUGAUUCUGAUUGUAGUAGUGAUAUUGAUGUACAAACGAUUGAAAGUUAA
Molecule: messenger RNA, 492 nt
Organism: Pediculus humanus corporis (human body louse)
Lineage: Eukaryota; Metazoa; Arthropoda; Insecta; Psocodea; Pediculidae
Product: Homeobox protein Dlx1A, putative
Exons: 3
Coding region: 1-492 (163 amino acids)
Biological process (GO): regulation of DNA-templated transcription
Molecular function (GO): sequence-specific DNA binding; DNA-binding transcription factor activity, RNA polymerase II-specific
Source: RefSeq, a predicted model, not a curated record